Messenger RNA from Hylaeus anthracinus, 1406 nucleotides. Its product is annotated as protein phosphatase PTC7 homolog. Bases 361 to 1272 code for a protein of 303 amino acids. NCBI's taxonomy places the organism in Eukaryota, Metazoa, Arthropoda, Insecta, Hymenoptera, Colletidae. The transcript is spliced from 5 exons. The record is from RefSeq and is a predicted model, not a curated record.
UAGGGUUAUGUGGGUGCAAUACUGACGACAGUUCAGGUCAGUUCAGUUCAGGUUAGUUUGCGAAUAGAGGAGGUAGCUUUAUCAAAGUUUGUGUCGAUUUCCACAUCCCAGGUUCCAGCAGGCGAUAAUUUUAGUCAGAAAACGCUCCUCGAGCGUGGGUCGGAAUCUGUGCUCGGUGUGACCCAUGUUAAGUGUCAUCAGGAACACUGACGACAGGCUCAAUUAACAUCACACAUCUGAUGACGGAAUUAUCAAGAAACAUGCCUUCGAUAUGCUCGUAAAUAAGCUGAACGAAUUCAUGCAGAUUCGUCGUUUAAUCGUGAAAGAUGUGCGUCGACAGAGUUUGAGUUUCACCAUACGAUGCAAUCCAUUUAUUGGACUGGAAGGCUGUUGUCUCGGGCGAUAUGGAACGGCAUAUCAAAUUACACAGCGUGCACCGAUCCUAACGUGAAUAAGCACCGCGAGGCAUCGUUCGUUUCUGCGGUAUGUGGUUUCCCCAAAGACUUCACACGAGGACGAGUGCGCAAAGGUCAAUUCGGUGACGAUGCCUGGUUCAGUGCCAAAUUCAAGGCUGCUGAAGUUAUAGGUGUAGCAGAUGGUGUAGGUGGUUGGAGACACUAUGGUAUCGACCCAGGAGAGUUUUCUAGUUUUUUAAUGAGAACUUGCGAAAGGCUAGUCUCAAUGGGCAGGUUCACACCUUCGGAACCAGCUGGCUUAUUAGCACGUAGUUACUAUGAAUUGUUAGAAAACAAACAACCCAUUUUAGGUAGCAGCACUGCGUGCGUUAUAGUUCUCAAUAAAGACACCAGCAGCAUUUAUGCAGCUAAUAUUGGCGAUAGUGGUUUCGUAGUUGUAAGAAAGGGAGAAGUAGUUCAUCGUUCCUCUGAACAACAACACUAUUUUAACACUCCGUUCCAGUUGUCCCUGCCACCUCCUGGGCACUCUGGUCUGGUACUCAGUGACAGUCCAGAAUCCGCGGAUACUUCUAGUUUUGGUGUUGAAGAUGGAGAUGUCAUUCUUUUGGCAACAGAUGGGGUGUUUGACAAUGUCCCUGACCAAUUGCUCAUCACUGAAAUGCGAAAAGUUCAAGGGGAACGAGACCCCACCAAAAUACAAGGAGUCGCAAAUUCGAUAGCCUGGAUGGCACGUAGCUUAGCCUUCGAUGGCGCAUUUAUGUCUCCAUUCGCCCAAAGUGCUAGAGAGAAUGGAAUUGACACUAUAGGUGGUAAACCAGAUGACAUUACAGUGCUUCUAGCAACGGUGGCAAUAUAAUAAAUAUGUACAAUAGAGUCUUGAUCAUUGUAUUAUAGUCCAUGUCAUUGCGUAUAUGUACCUAGUUAUACAUCAUUAUAUCCUGUUAUGAUAAUCAUUUACUAUUUAAAUCAAAUAAAUGGUUUUGUAAAUCA